AUGGUAAUUUUGAUCAGUGGUGCAACAGGAACAGUCGGUCGUGAGGUAAUCCGAGCUCUCAAUGAUCAAGCUGCAACCACUCUGAAUAAAAUCAAAGUGAGAGUGUUGGUCCGUAAUGAAGAAAAGGCUCGUUCUCUUUUGGAUCAAUACGAGAAUAUUCAAGCCUCUUACGUGGUGGGAGAUUUGAAUGAUCUUGAGAAGGUUCGGGUGGAUGAUUUGUUUUCCAAUGUGGAGCGAUUAUUCCUUCUUACCAUCUCUUCACCAUGGCAAGCAAAGAUCGAAUCGGGAUUUGUUCAUUUGGCCGUGAAAUAUUGUAUCACUUUGAAGCAAAUUGUUCGAGUUUCAGCAUUGGGAUGUUCUCCAGAGCGUGAUUUGAAUUGUUUGAUGAGAUGGCACCAUGACGCAGAGAGAGCCAUUGAACGUUUGGUGGAUAACACUGAAGUGAAAUUGGUCAUUUUGAGGCCCAACUUGUUUUUGCAGAAUUUCCUCACGCAGGAUUUGAGAGUCAUCAAAUCACAGGGUGCGUUUUAUCGACCAAAGAGUGAUCUUUCUGUACCUUAUCAAAUUUCACAUGUGGAUGUGAGAGAUAUUGGAGAUAUGGCAGCUGUGGUGUUGACUGAUCCUGUAGAAAAGCAUGUCAAUCAGACCUAUAACAUUACUGGUCCACAGUCCUUAAGUUACGAUCAAUUAGCUCAAAUUAUUACAAGGGCAACUGGUGCUGAAGUGAAGCAUGUACCAAUUCCAGAGGAGGUCUUUGCCAAUAAUUUUCAACAAAUGAACAUGCCAUCGUUUGUGGUGUGGAUGCUUGUGAAAUUAUUCCAAAUGUACAAACUGAAUGGAAUCACUGCCAAUGUUCAUGGCGAUUUUAAGAUUGUCACUGGAAAGGAACCAAGAUCUGCUGAUCAAUUCUUUACUGAUUUUAAGAGUGAAUUUCAAUAA
Naegleria fowleri is the source of this 939-nucleotide messenger RNA. RefSeq lists its product as uncharacterized. NCBI's taxonomy places the organism in Eukaryota, Heterolobosea, Eutetramitea, Acrasida, Naegleriidae. The transcript is spliced from 2 exons. The coding region runs from base 1 to 939 and encodes 312 amino acids. The record is from RefSeq and is a predicted model, not a curated record.